AUGCCCACUGUGGCUGCUAGACAAAAAGAGGUUGCGGCAACGCCAAAAAAUCCGUCCUAUGUAUUUCACAUGGCUCAAGAAGAACAGGACAACAUUCGAUAUCAAGUAUUAUCGGAUAGUGGGGCUUUAAUGCACUUCAUAAAACGAAACGUAGCUUGCAAAAUGGCAUAUCCAGCAAAUGGUAAAGGUGGUGGUAAGCGUAAUCAUAGUUGUUUCGAAUGGACAAAGCUGGGCUUAUCGACACUGGUUCCAUUGAUGAUUGGUAUAUUUACUGUUGUUAGUUAUAUUCAACAACAACAUAUUUCUGAACAACAGCGACAUCAAGAUCAAGAAGUUGCAAAUGAUAUACGUUUACAAGAGCGACAAAUUGCUGAUGCAUUACGUGCACACAGUCAGGAACAAGCCCAUGCCUUGCAUUAUCAAGAUGUUUAUAAAACCUAUUUAGCAGAUGUAUCAAAUGCAUUAUUCAAAGAAAAUCAUGAGGGAAAAUUUCUUAAUAAUGAAUCAAAAUUCUCGUAUAUCCGUUCGAGAACAUUAUCAGUACUUCUAGAACUUGAUUCAAAACGACAGACAGACUUAUUUUUAUUUCUAUAUGAAACACGAUUAACAACAAAAAAUCAGCUAAGUUUGUCAGGUGCUCUAUUCAAUCAAAUACAUUUCAAUACUUCAUCAGUUGUUCCAUGUAUCUUUAAUGAUUUAAAGUUAUCCUCUGUUUAUUUGUCAAAUUCAUCAUUUACUGGUUGCAAAUUUUAUCAGGCAACUUUUACUGCUUCGCGAAUGACUGAUAUUAAAUUCACCGGUUCAUCAUUAACGACAAAUCAUAAAACUGAAUGCUUUAGAGCGUGUGAUAUGGCUCCUUAUCUUCCGAAGCCAAGUUGUCCUUCACAUAUUGGGAUAAAAACAGAUUUUAGUGAUUGUGUAAUGGAACGGGCUGACUUUCGACAAGCCUUCAUCUGUUUGACGUCAUUUCAUGGAGCAACACUCGACUAUGCUACGUUUCUUGGAGCUUCUAUUGAAAGUAGUAGGUUCGUUAAUGCAUCACUCAAUUACGCCAGAUUCAUUGGAGCUACGAUUACGAAGAGUGAUUUUGCUGCUGCAUCACUAACGUAUGCUGACUUUAGCGGAGCAUCUAUCAGUCAUAAUGCAUUCAAAGGUGUAUUAUUGGCGUAUGCCAAUUUCAGUAAUGUCACCUUCGAUGCUGAUGUGAUGUUUAUUAAUGCUAAUCUUACCAAUAUGAUUAUCAAAGAUGAUCUUUUACAGGAUCUGAAUAAUCGUGGAAUGUUACGCAAUGUAAUAUUACCAAACGGUACUACAUUUUUCACGCAAGGAAAUUUAUUUGUGAAUGGUGAUGCCCAGAAAGAUUGUCCGAGUGGUAGUUCAAGCAUAUCAGACUGGUCUACGAUAUCAGGCGAUAUUGCAGUUGGAGGUAAUUCAGAUAAUUGUUACUUCUUUUCUACUAGUGGCACUGAAUCAUCUAUGCAGCAAGCGUUUGAAGUGGAUGAUUUUUCUAUGUUAGUUACUAGUAAUCAAGCUUUACUCAAUAUAUCGGCUUAUUUUGAUGAACAGUGUUCCAGGAAAGAUGUUACAGUCAUGUUAUUUUUCUCAACAACAAUGGGUUUAGCAACGGGGCCAAACUCGAUUAUUAGUUGGGUUAUGCUCGAAUCAGGUCCUAAUGAAAAAACACUCAACAGCAUUUCUGGAACUGGUGAUCUUUCGUUUACAAAAAUUAUACCGAAUAAAACUAAAUUUCUGAUUGUUGAAGUGAAGUUCUGGAAUGAUAGUAGAAAUGUUCUUGUGAUAAUAUUGAUGUGCGUAUUACUGCUGAAAAACGUAAAUGACGUUACCAGUCAUCGAUAUUCUGAUGGACAUUCUUAUAAAGAAUCAUCAUCGGGAAUAUUCGAUAUGAUUAUUGGACUACUCUUUGUGCUUGGUCCAUACUUCUGUGUAUUAGACUGGGAAAUCUUUCGACGUCAUCUGAAUGAACGACGAUAUUAUGUUGAUAUUAAAUCAUCGAUAUUUUAUCAAGAGUGUCGAUAA
Messenger RNA from Didymodactylos carnosus, 2037 nucleotides. The record is from the annotation of a GenBank genome assembly. NCBI's taxonomy places the organism in Eukaryota, Metazoa, Rotifera, Eurotatoria, Philodinida, Philodinidae.